Messenger RNA from Penicillium nucicola, 486 nucleotides. RefSeq lists its product as uncharacterized. The record is from RefSeq and is a predicted model, not a curated record. Lineage: Eukaryota; Fungi; Ascomycota; Eurotiomycetes; Eurotiales; Aspergillaceae. The transcript is spliced from 2 exons. The coding region runs from base 1 to 486 and encodes 161 amino acids.
AUGAGCAUUAAUCUUAGUAUUAAUAGAAGUGGAAACCGAGACAAACCAGGAAUCGAAGCAGUCCACGCGACAAUUGACCCUGUCGAGCCUGCAACGAACCCCCUCCAACGUUCUAUCCACUCAUCUGCACCAAAUCACCCUCCAAUCCGCAAUGCCAUAAAGGGCCAGCCGAAUAACCAAGCAGCCCCACCUACGAUCAGCAUCGAUAGUCCGAAAUGGGGGCCGAAACGGCGUCUCCUCGAAACAGCAUCACCGCCGGCGCAUACGGUUGUCGGUCGCCCAUUAGCCUCGGACACUUGCCGUGCCGUACCCAUCUACCCUAUUCUAGAAGGGGACGUGGACGUGGAGAAUAUCGAUCUGCGUCAUGCGUUUGCACUGCUAUUUCGGACAUGUGCCGUGCCGGCACGCGAGGUCCUCUGCCUGAGAUAUGCGACCGUUUGCUGCAUUGGGGUUGAUUGGCGCUUGUACGUUGAGUACGAGAUGUGA